Toxorhynchites rutilus septentrionalis is the source of this 3900-nucleotide messenger RNA. RefSeq lists its product as uncharacterized. The record is from RefSeq and is a predicted model, not a curated record. The coding region runs from base 177 to 959 and encodes 260 amino acids. NCBI's taxonomy places the organism in Eukaryota, Metazoa, Arthropoda, Insecta, Diptera, Culicidae. The transcript is spliced from 2 exons.
AUAUGAAUCGAAAAAAAACACUCCGGUUCGCUGCAUUUGUGAACUCGGGAAACACAUGUUGAGUGUUGAUUAUCACGUGUAGAAAGUUAUUUUCCCCACACCCGCAUUCUAACUAGCACACGGGAAAUUGCUGCAUCAGUCGUGUGUUGAACUCCAUCCCGUUCAGAGUUGCCAGAAUGUUACCGGUGAAAGUAUGUGGCUUCUGCAGCUUGGCGCUGAUAACCGUGUCCUUUCUAACGAUGGACCAUUUCGCGAGCGGCUUCAAACACAUCUCGCCAUGGUCCGACGAGAAGAAGUCCGUCUGUAGCAGCAACAAUCACAAACUGCUGUCGCUAUUCAACUUGCUGUGCAACACCACUCAAACGACUUCGGUCACAUCGCGGGACGCUUGCUACGGGUGUUUCUUCCGGGCCGGAGCGCUCCCGGCGGGACAGACCCAGCUGAUGGCGAUCAGUCAGUGUGCGACGAUGUAUCUGAUGAACACUAGCUACGCGCUGUGUGCGGCUUCGCUGGCGGCGAUCGUCACCGGAAUGCGACCGACCACGGCUCCCUCGCCGACCACCAACUGCUACACCGGCUACUGCGAGUUCGUGCAGUGCAUCCGGCGGGGGAACGCCAACUCGCUCAUCAACCAGUGCAUCCUGCAAACUCUGCCCAACCGCGAUCUCAACGUGGAAGCCCAGCGUGUAGGAUUCUAUCUGAACGCCACAUCCUGCAUCCUGGCGAGGGUUCGCUGUGACGCCUACAAUCCAAUCACGGGGGAACUACAAACGCCACUGGGACCCAGCAGCCCCACACACGGAGUAAGAAAUACUGACCCACUAGCGAACUCCCUGCAGAUAUCCCCAGCGGGGGACAUCAGGGUCAUCUCGUUCCCAACGAAGAUAAUGGUGGCGGAUCUGUUCUGCACAGCCCGAGCCACGCUAGAUCAAUCGACAUUCGGAAAUUCCGUUUGUUGAUGAAACUCAGAAGACUGCCCGCGCGGCAAGGAUGUCAUCCAUCGAGUGCCACCAUCCGGUGUGUGUGGUUUUGAUUAAAAAUCGCUUUAUUCACAUUACUCCUCCACAAAUAAUCCUCUACAGUCUACUCCUUCUAUGCUGUCGCCAUUAAAUUCGCUCCGCGCGCUUGAAGCGGAAAACGUGUCAUGAAGCAUUCUCUACAACUAAACGCUCACAGUUUUCCUCUUAUUUUGUUACUAAUUUUGGUUAGCCGAGGCUACGCCGGGGGCGCCCUUUAUGGACGCCGCCGGAAUGUGCCACGUCCAUUGAAAGAUUGAACGAAUUCAGCAGAAAAAGAGUAAGGGGGGGAUUACUACUAACAUAUAAGGUAUAGUUGUCUUGUUUUAUUGCGACUUUAGUUUUUGCCUGCUUUCAUAAACCCUUCACAAAUAAACACUAGAUUACAUAUACGUACUUUAAGUUUACUCCGAAUGGUACACUCUUUCCUCUCGUCUCCAUGUUUUUACUUUAUUUUAUACAGUUCUUACUUUUUUUACAAAAUAGAUUCUGUUUCUCAUCUCUGGUGCGCGAAACGAGAGUGUUCCGUUUCGAGAGAGAUGACAAAAUCCUUGAUUAAGUCUACGCCUCCGAAUUAAUAGAUUUUUUUUGUUCAACAACAUACACUUUCUCCUACAAAAAAAGAACGUCUCGCGUUUUAUCGUUGUUUUUUUAUGUUAGCGUAUAAAAAGUUCUAAGGGAAGUUACCCAUUUUUUUAUAUAUAUGUAUAUAAACAAAAACAGAAAACAAAAUGUAUAAUCACAGUUCAAUUAAUUGUUUGUUCUUUCCAUCGCUUGUUGUUGGGUUUCCUAUUGCAAAAUUGCUUUCGGCCGAUAAGAAAAGGGGGUUGGCCGAUUUGUGGGAAUGUCACUAACUAUUGCUUCUUGGUUUUUGUGUUUAUUUUAAUUUUCCUGUGCGAACUCAAGGGUUCUAAAAGAAGUAACUAAAAAAAAUUGAGCAAAUGGGGGGUCGCUGAUAACUAAUAAUCCCUCACACCACACCCGGCAGGAGGUGCCUAGCUAGAGCGGAACUUAUUUUAAGGAUUGAAAUGACGAGAAUGUGGGGGAAUUUUUGGAUGAACGUCACGCCGUUUGACGUUUGACCUGCCACUCUCUGUCGCACUCUUUCUCUCACUCACACACUCAUUCAAAAUUGUCUCCGCGCAGGCCAAUGCAACAUACUGUCAAAGGGUUCGGGACGCAGCGUGUGAUGUUUUGUUUACUUUGAAAAUUAAGGUUAUGCUCUUUGUGUGCGACAUUUAUCACUCUACUGGGGAAAGGCGCGUUGCAACGAUACUCGAAUGAGAGCCGGCCGCCGGAAAACGGACCCCUAAAAACACAAAAACCCACCCUAACCUAUGAUAAAUGUACACAACAAGUUCGAUGAUGGUAUGCGGGAGUGGACACUCUCAUAUAAAUUAAUGAAUUUUACCGUAAACUCGUAAACACACGAUCUACAUUGCGAGCUCUAGCCUCGCUUGAACUUAAGCACAAGCAGUGUCACCACCAGGAAUACAGCGAUCCAGGCGAUCGUGGACGCGAAGCCCAGAUAUACAUCCUCGUCCAGUAUGCUCCAGCCGCGGGUAAGGAUGGACCGCAGGGAGGAUGUGGCCAGCGUUAGGGGGAGACACAGGGAUACAUACCUUAGAACCACCGGCAUACCCUCGAUCGGCCAGAUCACUCCGGACAGCAGAAGAGUCGGAUAGAAGGACCCGAGUGCGAGCUGGAUCGCGUUCCGCUCCAGUUCACAGGUGGCUGAAAUGACGAACCCAAAGCACAUACCACAGAGACCCUGUAGAAUGGUUAGCAGUACGAUCCAGACGACUUCGCCAUUGUUGGUGACACCGAAUACGAGGAUCAUGAACACGAGAACCAGCGCCGUUUGGCCGCACAUCACCACAAACUGCGUGACCACGUGGGAGAACAAAAUUUCACCCGGUGUGACUCCGGCAACCCACGAACGAUCCAGUAGACCUUCGGUCCUCUCGAUGAUAAGCGCAGAUGAUGUCAACGCGACGGCCAGGAAGAAGACGAUUCUGGAAACGAACGGAGAAUGGUUUUAAUUGCUGAAGCUGCCCUGAAUCGAGUGAAACUCACGUCAAGAUCACACCAGGAGCGACGAAGUCUGUGAAUGAGGGAUCAUUCGUUCCGUAGAUGGGGUCCUUGAAUUGGAUCGGAACAUCACCAAGCUUUGGAUUAUUGUCGCAAACCCGCAGCAGCUCCUGCGCAAACUCUCUGUAGGCCACCUGGAGGUCCCGGUUUAGCAUGAUACCGAUCUGCUGGUUGGACAUGUCUAGCCACACGCGAAUCUCCGACUGGUCCAGGGUUUCAUCAUCCGAGUCUCGACCUAGGAGAGAAAGCGAACGAUCAGCGUCAACGCCACGGAGCUGCGCUCUGUCGAAGCAACUCACCAAGCGCAAUUCUUGCCACCAAAGCGUCCGUGAAGUUGUCCGUAAAGUAGAGUGCACCCCAAGCGUUGCCUUGUCGUACCGCAUCCACUGCCGAGUCCAGAUCCGGAUAGUAGUUCUUCACGAUCGUCGAAUUUAGAUGGUUCAAGUAGCGACAGGAGAGGUUCGUGAAGCUGCAGCCCGCAUCGAACACACAAUCGCCGCUGUUGGUCGAGUUCAUUUCACCGUUCACGAUGGCCAUGUUCAGAUUCGUUGGAUCGCGCCCAAUCGCCAGACAGAAGAGAAUGACCUGCAUCACCGGUAGGGCAAAGAUGAACAACAUCACGCCCACGUUUCGCCACAUCCGGAGGAAGUUUUUCGUCAACAGUGCUUUCAGUUUUCCCCGCGUCGUGAACUGUGUGAGAGAGAGGUUGGGGAUCUUAGAUAUUGAAGGUCGCUAGACAGGACGGGGGACACUUACACUCGAACAGUCCGAACAUUCCGUACAAUCAUCGCAU